GUCGGCUGACUGGGCACUAGCUCGGAGGGAGACGCCAGUCAUUUUCUCCACGUCCUCUCCCGUUUAAAGCAGCACGAUCCAAACUUGUACAUCAUUGUAGUUUGAGGACGGGGGACACAGUACAUCAAAGCGGCGUCUGUAUUUGUUUUGUUGGGGGGGUUGGGAAAUAGCAAUUAGCAUGAGGGGCAGGACAUCACCGACACGCCGAUGAAACCAACCCGGUUUUGGUCUAGCCUAGCCUGUGGGUACUUUCUGAACUUCAAAAGCUCCCGGAGAGCAGGAUCAUUUCCAGCGGUAGGGCUAUGAGAGAACGUGUCGGUUGUAAUUUUACCGGAUCAUAUGUAGAAGGAUUUUUCAGAACGCCGGGCAUGCUUCACAGGGCAAAGUACAGUCGUUUCAGAAACGAUUCUUUAACAUCAUUAGACGACCCCCCGACCACCGCUUCACUCAGGGUCAAGAAUUCAUCCAGCUCGUCCCCUUGCUCUCCACUGACGCCCGGCUCUCCGGCAGAUGAACUCUUGGCCGAGUCAGGGCAUGCUGCGACCGGUCUGUGCAUUCCCAAGAUGACCAACCUGAAACUGUCUAACCCGGCCAGCCUGCUUGGCCUCAAGAGCUUGUCACUGGGCGCCAAGGAAAUAGCCCGGGUGAAAGGCACCGACACCUUUGACGCUCAGAGUCUCUCUUCCUCCGCCCUCGACCUAACCAGCUGCUUCUCUGCAUUCCCUCACCCCAAACAGGAGCUCCACAAGCUGGCCGCUAGCACAAUGCAGUUUGGAGGGGGGCAACCCGUCAGCCAAGACUGGGCCAAAGUGUCGCCGCAUCCUCGGGGCGAUGUUCUCGGCUCUGGUGCACUUUACGCUGUGAGAUAUAUGGGCUGUGUCGAAGUAUUACAGUCCAUGAGGUCACUUGAUUUCAAUACAAGAACCCAAGUCACGAGAGAAGCAAUAAGCAGAGUGUGUGAGGCUGUUCCAGAUGCAAAAGGGGCCAUGAGAAGAAGAAAGCCUCCCAGUAAAGGGUUGUCUACAAUCUUGGGGAAGAGUAACCUUCAGUUUUCAGGAAUGAACAUCAUAAUGAGCAUCUCUACGAACAGUCUUAACUUGACGAUCCCACACUCCAAACAGAUCAUCGCUAACCACCACAUGCAGUCGAUCUCGUUUGCUUCUGGAGGAGAUCCAGAUACAACUGAUUAUGUAGCUUACGUUGCCAAGGACCCAGUAAAUCAAAGAGCUUGCCAUAUUGUAGAGUGUUCUGAAGAUUUAGCCCAGGAUGUUAUAAAUACCAUAGGAAAAGCAUUUGAACUUCGAUUUAAACAAUACUUGAAGAAUUCACCUGUAGUUAUUACACCUAAUGAAAGAAGGCCAGGCCUUGCAAUAUGGAAUGUGGAGGGUGAUGAAGAUCAGAACCAUGGAUACUACAAUGAAACGGCAGGUAAACUAGCACCACCAGGAAGCCCAGAAAAUGCAAAAGUAAAGGAGGACUCAGCAGUCUACAGUAAUAACAGCCAAAUAAAAAAAGAUGGAGACUUUUCACAGACUGCUAGCCCAUCAUCUGUUACCAUUUAUGAAAAUUAUUCAGACCCACACAAAGAAACUUUCAUUAUGGCAGGCAAUUCAUGGACUAGAUUUCCACAAACUAAUAGAAACAUUCUGCCAAUCAAAGCCAGCAGCAGGUCUGAUCUUUUUGAUGAUCCAUCUUAUAUGAACACACAGAAUGUGGAGAAACCCACCUCUUCUGCCAGGAAUGGAGCAUCUGGCCAGAUCUUUGCUAACUUGUGCAAAGAUAUAUAUGACCAAAAACAAGUGGAUGCUGCAACAUUCAACAGGACUACAGCUGUCCCACUGUCCAAUACUUUGUCUUCGAUGAGAGAGCAGCUGGCAAAGGAAGUCUGGUACCGUGGACGAAUGAGCAGACAGGAAGCUGAAAGGCUGCUGAUAAAAGAUGGUGACUUUCUGGUACGGGAAAGUGUGACCACACCAGAACAAUAUGUACUGACUGGGCUGCAGGGAGGACAAGCUAAGCAUUUACUACUGGUGGAUCCUGAAGGCUUGGUGAGGACAAAGGACUGCAUAUUUGAUAGUGUCAGUCAUUUGAUCAGCUACCACGUGGACAACCAGCUGCCAAUCAUCUCAUCAGGAAACCAACUGUAUCUUAAAAGAGCUGUCUAAAACAAACAUUAAAGAACUCAGACAAAGAGUUUGCUUGCAGAUAUAGUAAUUUGCACUUGUGCAGGUAUUUUGGAAAGCUGUCUUCUGAAUGAUUAUCCACAGACUGACUGACUGCAGAGUUGUUUUCAAAAUAAUGUUUAAAAACAUUGUAGGCUGCAAUGGUCACAAUCACUUUGUACCUCUGACUUGGUGUUUGCUACAAGAAAGUAAUAAAUUUAAUGUGUCAAUGUAUAUAAUAUUUUAAGGAAUAUAAAUGAAGAAAUAACAAGUGUAGUUACAUACUGUGUGAAUGUUUGUUUUCUUUAUUUCUAAGCACAAAUGGCAUUGAAAACGUGCAAAGGUCAAUCCCAAUGAAAUGCAGACCAUAAAAAUGUGCCUUGAUUCCAAAGAGAAAUUACGCAUAUGAAGAAGCUUUUCUUUUUUCCAAAUGAUUUUAUUUGCAGUAUUCAGUACAUUAAAAUCAUUUGUUUGGAAACUGCCUUCACGCCAGAAUUCUAAGAAGCAAAAACGUUUAGGAAGUGGAAUGUAGUUUUAGUAAUGCCUUUGCUCUGUGCCAAUACAGUUUGCAUUUUCAGUACUAAUGCCCAUAUUGCUUUGAAAAGCACCUUACCAAUGCAGGGUUUUACUGUUUCCCUUUCUUUUGAGUGUUCAAAGAUUUAUCACAUACAAAAGCACAUGUAUCCAUGUGUGUGUAUAUAUAUAUACAUCAUAUUAAAUAAAUACAUUUCUAAAGGAAUAUUGAUUUUUCAUAUUCAUGUUAUGUUAAUUAGUGUAUUGAAACUAUUGGAGGAAAAUAAAUUUUGCAGAAUCAAACUUUUUCAUAGCUGAUAAAUGUAGGAUAAUUUUAGAUAAAGCAAAUUAAUUCUAAGUGUAUCUGCUUGUUUAUAAUGUGAAUAGUAACAAGGAGAAAGUUAGAAUUCUGGAAGCAGAAUGAUAUUUUUAAUAUUUUUGGCUGGGUUUCCACACUGAAGUACAAUAUACAUGUGUCAAUUAUCUUCAUCCUUGCAUCAAAGCAUGGCAUGAUUUGAGAUUUAUUUUACUGAACAUAUCCCAUUUCUAUCAGUCUAACUUGAUGCCAGAUUUCAAGGAACAGAUGUUAUUUCCAUGGCAUGAUAACUUCAUCCAAUUGAAACAGUUUAUUAAAGAAAAUCAGUUGAAGUAUUUUUAAUGCUUAAAAUUGUGAAUCAUGCAUGACUUCUAAUGCAGUAUCAUUUGUAAAUAAUUUUGUGCAGGUAUGCUGUGCACGUGAAGAAUAAAAGGUUAUUUUGUUCA
This is a messenger RNA of Chiloscyllium plagiosum (whitespotted bambooshark), 3437 nucleotides long. Its product is annotated as SHC-transforming protein 1-like. Gene Ontology annotation, cellular component: plasma membrane. Gene Ontology annotation, molecular function: receptor tyrosine kinase binding. Gene Ontology annotation, biological process: cell surface receptor protein tyrosine kinase signaling pathway; intracellular signal transduction. The record is from RefSeq and is a predicted model, not a curated record. NCBI's taxonomy places the organism in Eukaryota, Metazoa, Chordata, Chondrichthyes, Orectolobiformes, Hemiscylliidae.